AUGCUUAUCAAGCUCUUCGUUCUCACUGUUUUAUGCAUCAACUAUGUCGUAGUGAUCGACAUAGCUUCAAUUCUGAAGGAAAAAGCGAAAAAAGCAAAGUCUUGGCUAGCGGAUGCGAAUAAAUUCCAAUAUGACAUUGAAUGUAAUUGGUUGAGAGCGGAGGAGAGGGCAAUUCGUGUAGCUGAAAGGAGAUGUCCACCUCUUCCACCCACAACAACCCCUCUUCCUACGACAACGAAAAAGAGUUUUCUUCCGCCGUGGUUGCUGCAGCGACUAAAACGUCGGAAAAAGAAGGCGAUUUUCAGUAUACGGACUAAACGAGCUCUUAUGAGUGCUUUUUCUCUUGGUGGAAUGAAAAGCGUUGAAAUUGAUCUCGAGGACAAGCAUGAUUCUCACGAACUGAUAUCAGGAGUGAGCCUCUCUUUGACGUGUAACGAAGAAAUGCGAAAGAGUUGGGGGAAUUAUGUGGACACUACAGUUACUUGGUAUGUCAAUAAUCAACUCAUUCAAAAUCGAAAACUGGACUGGAGAGUUACGAUAUCAACUGAAGGGAUAUUAAAUAUUUGGCCUCUUUUGGAAGAAGACGUUGGGAACUAUGAAUGCGCCGUGGAUGGGAAUAUUUUGGGUUCUGGACUUAUUCAUAUUGUUUCAAAAUCGGAAGCUGUCAUUAAUGGACUGUACAAUUAUGUCUACGUUGCGGCUUUUUACAUACCUGCAGCAAUUUAUGCAAUUGUUCUUAUAAGCAAGGAUAUAACAAAGCCGCCCAUAAAAUCGAAGCGAGAGGACAAGAUGACUGCUUUUCUGGAGGAAUAUGUCCUCAAGAAUGGAGCAGACGUAAAGGAAAACAUCGCAAAAAUAGUGUACGGUGACCAAUUCGAAGAAAGAAAAGCCCAAAUAACGCAAACUUUAGCCGCUGGUGUUGGACCGGAUGGUCAGAAACUUCGUGGAAAUCGUGAAACGAUCAUGACAAUCCUCGCUGCCCCCAGAUCGCGAGGAAAGGCUGGUGCAGCCGGGAAGAGGCAACAAAAUGAAAAGCAACGACGAAGUGCUGAAAUCGCUUCAGCCUAUCGAUCAGUUAUGCCAAAAGUAGAUCCUUCUCGACUUGAAAAUCCUUUUCCUCGAGAAAUGCAGCGGCCCGACUAG
Necator americanus (New World hookworm) is the source of this 1143-nucleotide messenger RNA. RefSeq lists its product as uncharacterized. The transcript is spliced from 10 exons. The record is from RefSeq and is a predicted model, not a curated record. NCBI's taxonomy places the organism in Eukaryota, Metazoa, Nematoda, Chromadorea, Rhabditida, Ancylostomatidae. Bases 1 to 1143 code for a protein of 380 amino acids.